CGUCGCGUUGCAACCCUUGGAACCGAGCCCCGGGUUUGUGUCGGGUAUACAUGUACAACAGGCUUCCUUCGUUGAUCUUGACGAUGAUCGGGAUUUGUGUAAACCCCUUUCUGCUCAGACUUCUUGAUAGAAUGUGGCCCUCCUUGAAGCUUUGUUCCAUGGUGGUGGUCCUGGGCGCCGCCACCGCUAAUGCCCUUCGUGUUACCAAAAGAGCGGCCAUUGACGACUGUCUGAGCGCGGCCCAAGUGCCAGUCGAUGCUCCGAGCUCAACUGACUGGGUGGCCGACGUAAGGGCGUUCAACCAAAGACUCCAAUAUACCCCAGCCGCCAUCGCAGUUCCCACCACCGUGGAACACAUCCGCGCCGCCGUCUCUUGUGCCGCAAAGGUAGGGGUCAAGGUGAACCCAAAAUCUGGCGGGCACAGCUACGCAUCUUUCGGUCUCGGCGGCGAGGACGGCCAUCUCGUUGUGCAACUCGACCGCAUGAACAACGUCACGCUGGACAAUGCCACGCAAAUUGCGACAGUUCAGCCGGGAGCACGGCUGGGCCAUGUGGCGACGCUCAUAUACCAGCAGGGAAAGAGGGCUUUCAGCCAUGGAACAUGCCCCGGCGUUGGUGUCGGCGGGCAUGCACUACACGGGGGCUUUGGCUUCAGCUCGCACACAUACGGUUUGGCUCUCGACUGGAUAGUUGGCGCCACCGUAGUGCUCGCCAAUGGCACCGUUGUGGAAACUUCAGAGACGCAGAAUAAGGAUCUCUUCUGGGCUCUUAAAGGCGCGGGAAGCAACUUUGGGAUCGUGGCAUCCUUCCGAUUCAAGACCUUUCCCGCACCAACCGAGCUGAGCACGUACGUGGUUAACUUGCGGUGGACAAACGCGUCUGCCAUUGCUGAGGGCUGGGCGAGCCUUCAGGACUGGCUCAAGACUGGAGGCAUGCCCAGGGAGAUGAACAUGCGGCUCUUCGGCAACGGGUUUCAAACACAACUGCAGGGCAUGUAUCACGGCAACUCAUCGGCACUACGCACAGCCAUCCAGCCGCUCCUCACCAGGCUGAACGCGACACUCUCAAGUGUUGAGCAGGACGACUGGAUGGGAGCCUUUGCGCACUACGCCUACAGUCAACAGAUCGACAUUACCCGUCCUUAUAGUGCGACUGAAACAUUCUACUCCAAGAGCCUGGUGACUUCGGCACUCUCCAACAGCACUCUGCAGAGCAUCGCCAACUAUUGGGUCAACACGGCCAGACGAAACAGCCGGUCCUGGUACCUGAUGGUCGACAUGUACGGCGGCCCCAACUCAGCCAUCACCAAGGUCCCAGCCGACGCCACUUCCUUCGCAUAUCGCGAUCCCAACACCCACCUCUUCCUCUACCAAUUCUACGACCGCACCAUGCGGGGCUCAUACCCAUCCGACGGGUUCGCCUUCCUAGACGACUGGGUCAAGCUCUUCACCGCCGGCCUGGACACGACACAGUGGGGCAUGUACAUCAAUUACGCCGAUCCAAGGCUGAACCAAACUGCGGCGCAGGAGGCCUACUACGGGCAGAACCUCGCUCGCUUGAGGCAGCUCAAGAAGCAGUUUGACCCGGCAGAGCUGUUCUACUACCCGCAAGCUGUCGAGCCGGCCAAGGCAUGAUGAGGCAACUUUCGCGCUCAGGGGCAAGCAGAUGGCUGGAUAUGUAUGGCCAGGUAACUAUACAACUUGGAAACGAGGCACCUCAAAUUGACAGGAUCGUCAUGCAAAACGGGGAGCUGGAGGGCUGGGUGAAUUACUUCCUGGACGAGUCUUCAGAAACCAGCGCCGGCACUGCAGGAUUUGGACUUGCGUGUAUAUACAAUCCAGCCCUGGUUGUUCGUAAGCGUGGCACAUAGCGGACACUAAACAUGAAUAGGAAAGUGCAGUUCAAGCAACCUGGAUUGUAAGAAAACAAGGAAGGAUAAUAAAAAGAGAAAUAUAAAACAUCAAGACAAAAAGUAAGGUGACGAGAGAAAGAGGAAGAGGGAGAGGAAGAUAAAGAUAAUGAUGGAAGAAGAAACGAAAGAAUAACG
Messenger RNA from Parathielavia appendiculata, 2047 nucleotides. Its product is annotated as Glucooligosaccharide oxidase. The record is from RefSeq and is a predicted model, not a curated record. The coding region runs from base 132 to 1634 and encodes 500 amino acids. The transcript is spliced from 4 exons. NCBI's taxonomy places the organism in Eukaryota, Fungi, Ascomycota, Sordariomycetes, Sordariales, Chaetomiaceae. Gene Ontology annotation, molecular function: oxidoreductase activity; FAD binding.